Messenger RNA from Antrostomus carolinensis (chuck-will's-widow), 1376 nucleotides. RefSeq names its product ring finger protein 14 (gene RNF14). Gene Ontology annotation, molecular function: ubiquitin-protein transferase activity; zinc ion binding; protein binding. The record is from RefSeq and is a predicted model, not a curated record. The annotation marks the transcript as partial. The transcript has 6 exons. Lineage: Eukaryota; Metazoa; Chordata; Aves; Caprimulgiformes; Caprimulgidae. Gene Ontology annotation, biological process: protein ubiquitination.
GAAAUUUAAAUGUCUUCAGAAGACAAAGAAGCUCAGGAGGACGAGCUGCUGGCUCUGGCUAGCAUUUAUGAUGAAGAUGAGUUUAAGAGAGCCGAGUCAGCCCAAGGAGGAGAAACAAGAAUUUGUCUGGAGUUGCCUCAAAACUUCAAAAUUUUUGUGAGUGGCAGUUCCACAGAAAGCCUCCAGAACAGCCAGUUUGAAUACACCGUUUGCUUCCUGCCUCCCAUCGUGCUGAAUUUUGAACUCCCACCAGACUACCCCUCGACCUCCCCGCCGGCAUUUACCCUCAGUGGAAAAUGGCUCUCCCAAGCCCAGCUCAGCGCUCUUUGCAAACACUUGGACAACGUCUGGGAAGAGAAUCGAGGCUGUGUGGUCUUAUUCGCCUGGAUGCAGUUUCUGAAGGAAGAAACACUGAGUUAUCUGAAUAUUUCCUCCCCAUAUGAGCUAAAAAUGUGCCACCAAGGGAACGGGCAGAGCAGGACGCCUUUGGUCCCCCUCGAUGCUGAGAAGGAUUGUGGUGGUGCAGCGGGCUCUGCCGCAGCUGGAGAAGAAAUCAUUGAUGCCAGAGCUGUGCAGGAUGUGGAAUCGUUGUCGAGUCUGAUUAGAGAGAUCUUGGACUUUGAUCAGGCUCAGAGGAGGAAGUGCUUUAACAGUAAGAUGUACUUGUGCAAUAUCUGCUUCUGUGAGAAGCUGGGCAGUGAGUGUAUGUACUUCACCGAGUGCAGCCACGUCUACUGCAAAGCAUGCCUGAAGGACUACUUUGAAAUACAGAUCAGGGAUGGUCAGGUCCACUGCCUCAACUGCCCAGAACCAAAGUGUUCUUCUGUUGCUACUCCUGGCCAGGUCAAGGAGUUGGUUGGAGAGCAGCUGUUUGCACGUUACGACCGCCUGCUUCUGCAGUCCAGCUUGGACCUGAUGGCAGACGUCGUGUAUUGCCCUCGCCCGGGCUGCCAGACACCCGUCAUGCAAGAGCCAGGCUGCACCAUGGGCAUAUGUUCUUGUUGUAACUACGCUUUUUGUACUCUCUGUAGAAUGACUUACCACGGGGUCUCUCCAUGCAAAGUCACUGCAGAGAAAUUAAUGGAUUUGCGAAAUGAAUAUUUAGAAGCAGAUGAGGCAACGAAAAGAUUUUUGGAGCAGCGCUACGGCAAACGAGUGAUUCAGAAAGCCCUGGAGGAGAUGGAGAGUAAAGAGUGGCUGGAAAAGAACUCCAAGUCCUGUCCUUGCUGUGGCACUCACAUAGAGAAACUCGAUGGUUGUAACAAGAUGACGUGUACUGGCUGCAUGCAGUAUUUCUGCUGGCUCUGUAUGGGCUCUCUGUCGAGGGUGAACCCGUACAGGCACUUCAAUGAUCCAUCCUCCCCCUGCUUUAACAG